Molecule: messenger RNA, 1979 nt
Organism: Cuscuta epithymum
Lineage: Eukaryota; Viridiplantae; Streptophyta; Magnoliopsida; Solanales; Convolvulaceae
Source: the annotation of a GenBank genome assembly
AAUUGAAUCCCACGAGUAGUGUCGAGAUGAACACCUUUUCCCGGGCUUUAUUGCUACCUACAUCUUCUUUUGGCGGUCUUGAUCCAAUCCUCAUCAUUGCCGCCCUAUUUAUUUGCCAUUUACCAUGAUUAGCGGAGCAAUCAACGCCAGAAGAGAAAAAGACCAGUUAAAAGUAAGAAACCCUAGAAAAUAUGACAGCCUCACGCGAGGCAGAUCCUACCGACCAGGAUGCCCGUACUCCAGCUGUUGCUUAUGACGGCCAGAAUCUCAAUGAGAAUGGUUCCUUUCAUUCCGAGGGUGGACGAAAUGAGACCAAUGAAGCGGAUCCUAUUGCAGAUGAAGACACUAUGCAUUCUGAACCAGAGGGAGAUGAAGAUGGUAGUGAAGAUAUGGAAGAUGAAGACAGCUGUGAUGGCGUCCAUGAUGGAAAAAGUGAUUGUGAUGCCAUUGAUGAUAUGGAAGAUAUGGAUGAUGAUAUUGAUAUAGGAGAAAUGCAGGAUCUUAUUGCUGGUCUUUUCUCUACUCGAUCAAUCGCAAAGCAUUACUUGAGGUUUUUUGAAGAAGGAAAAUCUGAAGUGAAAUGCCUUUUGAACAGCAUGGGCCGACUAAUUCCUCUCUCUGUUGACAUGUUGUCUCAUUACCAGCAUUGGGGAAAUACCACCGAUUAUGUGAGUUUGGCAGCAAACUUCAUUGACAAUGAUUGGAAAUUGAAGAAAUGGCUUCUCCAUUUUCAGCUAUAUGACCCCCGGAACAGUGAUUAUGUUGAUGCAGUGAUUGUGAAAGCAUUGGAUGACUAUAACCUAACAGAUAAGGCUUACACUCUCACAUCACGUGAUACUGAUUUAGUUGACGAAACUCUCGAGUCUAUCGAAUCUCAACUCAAGGAGAAGAAUAGGCUUCCAUCUGAGCGGCAACUUUUCCAUGUCAGUUGUGUUGCAGAAAUGUUUGGUUUAAUGGCUGAAGGUGCAUUCAAAGCAAUAUCUGAUAUCAUCUCUAAAGUUAAAGAACUGCACUGGUCUAGAUCAGAAUGUAUGUGGCACUUGACGCAUUCCAAACUUGAAAGUGCUCUGGAAAUGGAAGCACUUGGAGAGUUCAAUUCAGAAUUUGUCACUAAACAUUAUUCCGUACCAUCUGCUGAAGAGUGGGAGAAAGUUCGGGUCAUCUGUAGACUGGUUGGGCACGUCUAUGGCGUGGCAAAAAAAGUGUUUCAGGUUAAAAACUCAACUGCCAACUUAUUUCUUUACAAUCUCCAGGAGCUUCGUGCAAGUUUACUUCUCGAAGCAAGUAGUCCAGAUGCUUUCACUCGCCGGGUUGCAAACAAAAUGCUUAAGAAGCUCACUAAGUACAUAAGAAAAAAUUAUCUGGUCUUGGCCAUUGCUUCGGUGAUGGACCCACGCUAUAAAAUGCAGUUUAUAAAUGAGAUUUCAGCAAAGUUCGAAGGCAUUGAUGGCAUACUACAACCUGGACUUGUCUUGGAGGCUGUUCGUACCAUAUAUGUGGCAGAUUAUUCUGAAGGUGCAUUGAAUGGUGUAGACUUGCCUGGAAAGUCUGAAUUGGAUAUAUAUCUAGAGGAGCCUGUCUUACUACGCGGCGGGAGGUUCAGUGUGUUGAAUUGGUGGAAAUCUGAAGGUAGUCCGAAGUACUCGAAUGUGUCCAAAAUGGCACGUGCUAUUCUGGCUGUUCCGUUGUCAGUCGCUACUUCUUACGAUGCUUAUUAUUACAUUGAGAACAGACCUGCCGACCCUGAUGUCAUUACUACAGGGGCUAAGCUUAUGAAUGCCCAAAUGUGUUCUUGGAGCUGGAAGGGUGGGAAGACGGUUUGAGUUCUUUCUGUUGGUGUAUUGCUUUCACUUGCAGGGUUAUUAUGGCAUUGCCAUUGUUCAUGGGAAACUAUUUGGAUCGUUUUUGCGUCCUGAUCCUAUUUCUUUUGUUUGAAUGACUAGAAUCUGGGAGUCGCUCCCCUUUUCUGUAGUUUGGUA